Molecule: messenger RNA, 2288 nt
Organism: Anguilla rostrata (American eel)
Lineage: Eukaryota; Metazoa; Chordata; Actinopteri; Anguilliformes; Anguillidae
Product: norrin-like
Exons: 3
Coding region: 399-815 (138 amino acids)
Biological process (GO): Wnt signaling pathway; Norrin signaling pathway; positive regulation of DNA-templated transcription
Molecular function (GO): cytokine activity; frizzled binding
Source: RefSeq, a predicted model, not a curated record
GAGGGAGGGAGUAGAAGCUCACACACACCACCAGUGCGUGUGUGUGAGUGUGUGUGCGUAGAUGUGUGCAAGAGAAAGGGGGGGGGAGAGAGAGAGUGAGGGAAAGAGAAAGGCUGAGAGCUGGGGCAUAAAGGCAAUUGUUGUGGCGGAAACUGCUCUGGUUAAUGCUGUAAGGCUCGAUAGCGGGAUUACUUCAGUUCUACAGCCCAGAAGAAGAGCCAGAGGAGAGGGAUGGAGAUUCCCACUGAGGGCACUCAAAACGCCUCCUGGUUUAUCAGUCUCACCCACAGACCUGAGAGGAGAGCUCAGCACGACUUCAUCUAAAGAAGGAGUACAUCUGUGAGUUGUCUGAACCUCCUUUUGGACACUGUCAACCUCCGUUCCAUCCAGGGGUCAAAAUGAGGAAUUGCAGCCCUCUGGGCAAACCUGGAAUGGUGCUUUUACUGGUCACCUGCCCCCUGCUGGCCAUGCUGCAAGGUGCAACCAGUAAAGCUGAGAGUGGCCAUCUUGGAGACACUGACCCGGACAGGUGCAUGAGGCACCAUUUUGUGGAGACCAUCACCCACCCCAUCUACAAGUGCAACUCUAAGAUGGUCCUGCUGGCACGUUGCGAGGGCCAGUGCAGCCACACGUCCCGCUCCGACCCCCUCAUCUCCUUCAGCUCGGUCCUGAAGCAGCCCUUCAAGAGCACCUGCUUCUGCUGCCGCCCCCACACCUCCAAGCUGAAGGCCGUACGGCUGCGCUGCUCCGGCGGGACCCGCAUCACCGCCACCUACCGCUACAUCCUGGCGUGCAGCUGCGAGGAGUGCAGCUGAGCCCUGAGGAGGGGGCGGGACUUCCUGUCCCCACAGGAAGUGCUGAAUCCCAACACGGGAGGGACUCUUUUAUGACUACCAGCAGUGGGGGGCAGGACUUCCUUUCCCAACAGGUAGUACCAAAUCCUGACACGUAGGGACUUUUUCAUGAAAGAUGUAAAGAAAAUAUUACAAACUGACUAAACUCUGCCAGAGAGGGCGUCUGGACUUACUUGCCCAACAGUGCUCAAUCUCAAUAAAAAGGGUGCCCUUUUGCAGAAAAUCUCUCUUUUUCAACAAAAAAAAAUAUUUAAAAAACUGGGAAAGAACGAGGGAAGUAACAAGGAGCUGAAUACUCAUAAAACCUAAAUCAGAAACAGGACUCUGCCAGCAGUGCUAAAACAAUGCAGGUCGUCAAACAUCUAUGACAAUAAACUGCCCCCCCUUCAAACAGGAUUUCCAUUAUAUGCCAAAAUACAUGGAAUAUACAACCACACCUGUAGUGAUGUUUGACAUGCUCCAUUGCUUUGGUCUGUGUAAUUAAAAGAUGGCUACAAUAUUGCAGGCUGAAUACCUUUUGGAAGUACAUCACGCCGGAAUACUUUUAUGCCAUUCCUCUGUGUGGGCUACACGUUGCCCAAAGCGCGGCUCUGUGCAUGGGACCUGCUAGCUCUGCAGGGUCAGGACUCCCGUUGCAUUGCGGGUACUGGGCCCCUAAGGGACUGCACAAAGUGGCUAUCUACAGUGCAAACAAUGGAAAAGGACUAUGGACCGCUAACUCCAGAAGGAACAUAUGACCAGUGUAAUGUCUUGAAUGUGCAUUUCAUUUACAGCUAAUAUUUUCAUUGUCAUUUUAUUAUUAAUAAUAUUAUUAGCUUUGUAAUUAUUGUUAUUGGUAUUUUUAUUAAUUUACCGAUGGGACAGUCGCAGCAGAACUGUGAUGUGAAGAGUUUUGACAUGCUGGAGUGAGUUCUUUAUUUCCUCUCAGGUGUGAGCCCCCAUGAUGAGUAGAGACCUGUUGAGGACACAUCGGGGGGACUAGACCUUAUCCAUACCGUUUAUACCAAGACAUCACAUAGAAAAUCACUUCUGAACAUUUGUGUUCCAAACUGUCAAAUAAAGGCUUACAAAUUGUGAGCCUUUACAAAAGAAAAGCUGUCAGGAGAGUUGAAUUCAAUUUGACAAUUUGUCCUGCCAGUAUGAACAAAGAGUGGUUCGAAUUGUUUAAACGAGGUCUGCACAUUUUCACUGAGAUAAUUGCGACCAAUCAGAGUUCAGUUUGGUAGCGACACAUGAAUUCUAAAAUGCCUCAUUUGCCUUCUCUACUUUGAGACUGAAUGUAUACGCUAAUAAUUUAAAACAUUGGACACAUUGUCCACUGAUAAGCACUGCAAUUCCAGAAAAGGGUUUCAUUUUAUUUGCAGAAUCCAAAAAUCCAGACUCAAUGUGAAUCGGUUUUUGACAAUAAACAUUCUCCCUUUGUUUAAAGAUUGA